Eimeria maxima is the source of this 3756-nucleotide messenger RNA. Its product is annotated as FAD-depdendent monooxygenase, putative. Gene Ontology annotation, molecular function: FAD binding. NCBI's taxonomy places the organism in Eukaryota, Apicomplexa, Conoidasida, Eucoccidiorida, Eimeriidae. The coding region runs from base 1 to 3756 and encodes 1251 amino acids. The record is from RefSeq and is a predicted model, not a curated record. The transcript is spliced from 10 exons.
AUGAGCACUCCAAGUUCGUCCUUCAGUCUGCCUCGCAAUGUAGCAGAAGCACAGCGGACACAGCGGCAGCAGCAUCACAACCAGCAGGGACAGCAGCAGCUGACGUAUGGUAGCACCCCGCAAGCAUCAAUUCCUCCAAUUGGAUGCAGUGGCUUGCCUUCGAAUAGCAGCUUCUGCAGCUGCAGCUGCAGCAGCAACGGCAGCCUGCCUGCUUACACGGACGUCGUAAUAGUGGGGGCAGGCCCUGCAGGGCUCACCCUUGCGCUCUCUCUCGCUCUCCAGAAUGUCUCCUUUGUGCUGUUGGACGCAGCUCCACAGCCGCAACAGGAGAGUCGUGCGUUGGCUGUGCACGCCAGGACGUUAGAGAUUUUAGAAGACUUGGGAGUUGCAUGCAGCUUCUUAACUCUGGGUCUUCGAUGCCAGUCUUUCGAGCUGUGGGUGAGCGGCAAGAAGAGCCUGUCUGUCCCCUUCAGAGACACAGAGACAGCAGCAGCACCCCGCAGGGUUCACCGUCCUGUCGCCGUUUGGCAGGUGCAGGGCUUUGAAACAGACGACCCCAGCUGCUUUCCGCUGAAGAAGCAGCAACAGAAUCAACGGCAACAGGAUCAAGGGCAGCAACAGCAAAGACAACAACAGCAACAACAGCACCAGGAAGAGAUGAAUGGAGGGGAUUUUGAUUCACAGGAUGAUUCGGACGGUAGCUCCUUCAGGUCUCCUCACGAGGUCGCUGAUGACGAAGAGGAAAUAGCGUGUGAGGAGGAUCAGCAGGAGCAGCAGGACCAUCAGCAGAAGCAGCAGCAGCAGCAACAGCAGCAGCCUGAUGAACGCCAGGAUGUCGUUUUCCCUCCUUUUGCAGCCGAUGGGCAAACCCCCUUGCAAGAGGGUGCGAACGGUGUGCUGGGUUACCCAGUGUCUGUACAGUUCUGUCGUUACUUGCCUCGUGGUUCAUCUAUAUCGUGUUCAUCUGCCUCGUGUGGCUGCUCGUUUCCAGCAGCAGCAGCAGCAGCAGCAGCAGCAGGCGAAGGCCCUCCAGUGCGGUUUGGGGUGAUUUUCUGCCGCUACGUUGUGGGAUGCGAUGGCGCGGGUUCGGUUGUGAGGAAGGCCGGAGGCAUUUCUUUUGAGGGGCGAGGGGAUCCUCAAUCCUUCAUUGUGGCUGAUUUGCAACUGUCUCCUUCUCUGUCUGCUGCCAGCAGCUGCACUGUCUCUCCAGCGCAAUCGCCUGUCCUGGGGGCAGCCGCUCCACUUAACAGCAGCUCGCCACCUCAAACCCCACCGUCGGAAGAAAAAAAACCUAGAGUCACCCACUCAAGCCUCCUAGCUGGGGCAGCUGCAGCCCACCGCUCCUUCGCCUUGGCUGAGCAGCAACAGCAACAGCAACAGCAGCAGCAGGUGAGCGUGGACGAGCGCCUGCUACAGCUGCCUUCCUGGCAGUAUCAGCAGCAGCAGCAGCAGCAGCGGGAGGCUAGCAGUUGCCAGCUGCUCGGCUGUGGAGGACUGGGAAGUGCCGCAGGAAGCAUGUGGGGAGAGGGACUCAUGUCUGGAUUGGGGAGGCGGCUCCAUGCAGCAGCAGCUGCUGCUUUAGAGCCAGGAGAGACAGAACGAGCACGGCUGAUGGCCUCUGGCAGGCGAACAGCAGCAGGCGAUGCGGUGGAGAUACACCUCACGCCGAAGGGAUUUGCAGCUUGUAUCCCAAUGCUCGGCACUGCGUCUUCAACAGAUGUGGCCCUGGCUGACGCGAGUAGCCGCAGGAGCGGCAGCAGCAGCAACAGCCUACUUCAGCAGCAGCUGUUGCAUCGCCGCGCCACCAGACCCGCAGACGCAGCAGCGUUCCGCUGGAGGGUUGUGACUGAAAGGCUGCCUUCUGCGGUUGCUGCGGCUAGCCGGCCUGUGGAGUUUACUGAUGCUGCUGCAGGAGCUGCUGCUGCUGCGGCGACGGCGGCGGUAUCUGUGGACCAAACCGACCGGACUGGAAACUCCAUAAGCAGACAAGAAACCCAGGCGGAGACACAAGCAGAGCUACUGCAGCAAGUUGAACGGAUUUUUGUGGGGUGUCGGGUGACAGAGGUAUACUGGGCUGCGGUGUACAAAGCCGGUGUCCGCUUGGCUGCAGCCUUCCGCCGAAAGCGUCUUCUGCUGGUUGGUGAUGCAGCACAUCUGCAUCCUUCGAUUUUGGGGCAGGGCAUGAACCUUGGCAUGCAGAACGCGUACAACUUGGGGUGGAAGUUGGCCCGCGUGCUGCAGCAGGGCGCCUCCCCACAGCUACUAGACUCCUAUGCAGCGGAGGCGAGAGAGGCAGCAGAGCAGGUUGUGGGUCUGGCGGACCGACUUUUUCAUGCAAUUCUUUCGACGAACAACUCAGGCGGUCUUGUGUCGCGUUUGUUGCUGCGCAUGGGGGCGGCUGUGGCCUCACAUUUGCCCAGUGCGGCUCGGAGCUUUGGCCAAACGCUCCUUAUGACUCAGAUAUCGUACACGCAGCCGAGCAUCGCCUUGGGAAACGCAGAUGACUCCUUCAUUUCCGGUCUCCGCCCCGGGUGCAGGGCACCAGACUGCCUCGUCAAAGUGGCGCGAAUCCCUCGGGCUCUUCCCACAGAGACAGGAGACCCUGUUGUCGGGUACCUGUUUGAGCUGCUUGGCAAGGGCCGGCAUUUGCUGCUGCUGCAUAUCAUGCUGCUUCCACCGGGGUCGCCGCGCUACAACAUGGAAGCCGUGAGCACAUUAGCUCGUCUUUGCCAGCUGGCUGUCUUAGCUGCAGCAAAGGGGGCUUCUUCUGCUGCAUUGCCCUCUCCCAGAGGAAGUGAUGCGACAGCAGCGGCCUCCUCAGGGCUUUCGGGAGCGGCAGUAGCCCCUUGUCUGCGAGCUCCCUUUUCCGCAGCGGAUUUUGCUGACGACGCCCCUCAGGGCCACACUCGAUUUGCUGGUGCGUGCAGCAGCAGCAGCAACAACAGUAGCAGCAGCGGCAGCAGCAGCGGCAGUGAAUCGGAGGAACUUGAUGAUGAUCACAGGGCUAGAGGGAGGCAGUUUAGAACCACGUUUCAGGACUCUCAAGAUGGGCCCGGGGGCACCACGCCAUGUCAUGAAUCUGUUGCUGCUGCUGCUGCUUCAGCAGCAGCAGAUACUUCUGCUGUUGUUGGAGGGCGUGUCCUGCGCCGCCACACCAUGUACCACCCUCCAGCUGCUUCUGCGUCAACUUCAGCAGCAGCAGCGGAGCGACACCUUUGGGCCUCUGACCUUCGUGUUGUUUGGUGUUUUCAUGGGCCCCCUGCAGCUGUCCACACAACUGCCACUUCCACAAGUAUCACUUCAGAAAUUAUCCGCGGCAAUUCGCGUGUGCUUCCGCCUGCCAGAAGCCGUUCUCUGCUCCUAUCUCCACAGCAACAACAGCAGCAAGAGCAGCAGCGUUCGGGUCAUGGGCAGGUGCCCUUAGCUCCCGGGGCAGAGAGCGGGAAAGGGGAGGUGGAGGAAUGUCAUUUGGUAGAGCGUCCACUGCUCCAGCUGCUGCCCCCUGCUUUACUGCAGCAGAUGCAGCAAGCGAGCAGCAGCAGCAGCCGCGGUGCUGGGGGCUUCGUGCUGCUGGAUUUCUUGGGCGAUCUUGCCAGCAAAUUUGGACUGUCUCUUGCAGAUCCCCAUGCCUCUGAUGGCGCAGAGGCCAGCUGCGGCUUCUCCCUUAUCCGGCCCGAUGGCUACUUAGCUCACUGCGGGAGGAUAGGAGACACGAAAGCUGCAAGGGGACUGCUGGACUACCUCAUUAGAUUCUAG